AACAAAGUCCGCGACAACUGCGACACUUCAGCAACAGUACCUACCUAAUCCGCGUAUGACACCACGAAGAAGCGUCUAGGCAGUUGACCGGACUUGGAUCCGCUGCCACUCGAGUUACAGUCGCAACCUCGAGCCACAUAUCCACAUUUAAAACAACAUCCUAUCAGGACAGCAUGGCCGUUGCGACGCCAGACUCGCCGGCUGGGCAGAUUGCUCAGGCCCUCGUAGACUUCUCAGUCGAGGGCGCAUUUCCAGAAGAGUCGGUAUCCUCCUUAACAGUAGACUCUGAUGCGCUCCCAGCAGCCAUUGAAGCACUCGCCAGUGCAAAGGCCAAGCUCCAGGCCGAGAUACACACCAUCAACGAAGAAACCGCCGACGAUGUCCGAACAUGGAAAGUAAACGCCCAGUUGGUCCAAGACGAUAUCAUCCUGUCAAAAGCUCUAGCGAACGAUAUCCUGAAACAGUCGGAAGCGCCACAAGCGUCAGGGAAGGCCAUCGAGGAAGCCGAAACCAGAGCUGCCUUUCUCGCCCGCGAGUUGGACUACAACACACAGCUGAGAAACGCAUUGAAGGGUAUCAAGGCCGUUAACCAAAUACUCGACCAAGUUGAGCAAGCGCGGGAUGAACGCCGUAUUCUCGAUGCUCUACAUCUUCUAGAACGAUCACGGAAAGCGCUCGACGCUGUGCCCGUCAACAAGUCAUGCCGUGCUAUCAAACUCCUCGAUAUUAGAACCUUCGAACUCAAGUCGGACGUUUAUCAAGUAUUCGAUCAUGUGUGGAAUACUUUAAUACACGUCGAUAUUGAGAGUCACAGGGUGUCAAUAAGUGGCGUGAAGCAGGACGAACCCAUGAGCCUAUCCGAUGCCGUUGUGGGGCUCAAGGCAUACAACGAAGUCGAUCAGCGCGCAACCCAACUAUGGCAUGACAUUGACAAGGCUAUUUUUGCUCCCAGACUCGACACUAAGCAGGAACGUUUACCCAGUAUCAAGAUUGAUGGAAACAGUUUGGAGUUGGAGGGAACGUCCGAUCAAUCUAUUGAGGCUGUGUUCCAAGACUUAGAAAAGGUUUUUGCCUUCCUGGUCGAAAAGCUACCACCAGAACUGGUCGAGACUAUUUCAACUGUCUUAUUACCAGGUCUCAUCCCAACUAUGACCAGAACUUGGCUCGACUUGGCCGUUCCUUCCUCGCUUGAGGGAAUGGACAGAUUUCAAACGACAAUAUCAACAACAAAGGGCUUCUGCACCACUCUUAAAGGACUGGGAUUAUCGCAUCUCAAUGAACUACAGGAGUGGACCGAAAGCGCACCUCGGGUAUGGCUAUCAAAACGAAGAGAAGCUGCUCUGGACCAAAUUAGGACGCAAUUGUCUCGAGGACUGGGCGCAUCAAAGCAGGUCGAAAGGGUUGAAAAACAGGUGGUUUCAAAGUCGGAGGGCCAGCAGUUGGCUGCCAAUGGAGCCAAAGUUACCGAAGACGAUGGUGGCUGGGAUGCAUGGGAAUCCGAUGGCGAGCAGCAGACUGGCGGGCAACAAAUCAGUAAACCGGCUGCGACAACAUCAGCCACCGAAUUAUCCGCGGACGCUAUCGAUGAUGCGGCCGAUGCCUGGGGCUGGGGUGAGGAAGACCCUGAACCGGAUAAGGUAGAGGAACCUCAGCAGAAAAAACAAAAGCAGGAGGGGGGGGAGGACGACGAUUCUACCGAGGCCUGGGGCUGGGGCGAUGACGCCCAGAAUGACGAUACUGCACCGGAACAAACACCAACCGCUCCAUCAGCUUCGUCAAAACCGCAGACACGGGAGUUGACUUUCAAAGAAACCUACAGCAUCUCAUCCCUGCCACAGCCAGUCCUAGACUUGAUAUCUGCUCUCGCCGAAGACGGAGCAGCAUUGACCCAGGAGAACUAUGCCGACAGCCCCGUUGCUGCUGCCGCCGCCGGACUCUUCAGUCUCCCCACUCUUGCGCUGGCCAUGUUCCGUGCCGUCGCCCCCCACUACUACGCUCCAGAUGUUGGCGGAAACAUGUUUCUUUACAACGAUGCUACCUACCUAUCGGAGCGGCUAGCUGAGUUCGCCGAGGAGUGGGUGAAGAGGGAUAAUAUCAGCACACGGGCGCAAACAUUGCUUAGACUGGAUAACGACAUCAAGUCCAUGCAGAGUUUCGCAAAUCGUGCCUACAGCAACGAGAUGAGCAUCCAGAAGACGGUGCUCAGGGAUCUCCUAGGGGGCGAACAAAACCUCAUCCAGCAAGACGACACGGAAUCCUGCGUCUCCGCCGCCGUUGCCCGAGUGCGCUCUCUCGCCAUCGCCUGGGAAUCCAUUCUCUCGCGCUCCGCCUGGCAGCAAGCCGUUGGCUCGCUCGUCGACGCUGUCGCCAACAAGAUCAUUGGCGACGUCAUGGAUCUGCCCGGCAUCGGCCAAGACGAGGCUUACAACAUUGCCAAUCACAUUGCUUCAGUAACGGCUUUGGACGAUUUAUUCCUGCCUAGUCGCUUUGCCACCGCGGAAGGUCGUAAUUUUGAGGCAGAGAACGAAAUCCCCACGACGGCGCAGUACGCGAGUUCGUGGUUGCGCCUCAAGUACCUGUCGGAAGUGCUGCAGAGUAACCUCAAGGACGUGCGGUAUCUGUGGUUGGAAAGCGAGUUGAGCUUGUAUUUCUCGGCGGACGAGGUGGUGGAUUUGGUGAAUCUUAGCUUUGAGGAUAAUCCGCGGACGAGGGAGGUGCUUAGGGAGAUUAGGGCGAGGCCAAAUCCUCUUGGCUGAAGAGAGCUUACUUAUAUGUAAAGGGCGGUAUAAUUGUGCUAUUGGUAGUUGUGAUAAUUGCAAGCAUUCGUUUUACG
This is a messenger RNA of Neurospora tetrasperma FGSC 2508, 2833 nucleotides long. RefSeq lists its product as uncharacterized. Lineage: Eukaryota; Fungi; Ascomycota; Sordariomycetes; Sordariales; Sordariaceae. The coding region runs from base 174 to 2756 and encodes 860 amino acids. Gene Ontology annotation, cellular component: RZZ complex. The record is from RefSeq and is a predicted model, not a curated record. Gene Ontology annotation, biological process: endoplasmic reticulum to Golgi vesicle-mediated transport; mitotic spindle assembly checkpoint signaling. The transcript is spliced from 6 exons.